UUGGUUUUACAUGAUCGCCUAUUAGCCUUUCAUUUCUUCAGCAAACGGUUGUAUUAAUGAAUCCCCACUCUGAGUAUUGAUGAACUUGAUGUUGGCAGCAUAAUGCAUGGAUUUCCUGGCUACUUGUUGUAGACCAGGCUGGUAUUUGGUAUCUAUUGAUAUUUAUUAUGGAUAUGGAUGUAUGCAUGCAUGGUUAAUCGUAGGGAUAAGUAGCACUAUCCUCCAAUCAACCAUGGUUAGUCUCAAUGAUCUUCUGCAACCAAACAUAGACCCAUGAUCCACCAUAGCGCUUCCCUGAUCACCAAUCCAAACGG
Messenger RNA from Aspergillus alliaceus, 314 nucleotides. RefSeq lists its product as uncharacterized. NCBI's taxonomy places the organism in Eukaryota, Fungi, Ascomycota, Eurotiomycetes, Eurotiales, Aspergillaceae. The record is from RefSeq and is a predicted model, not a curated record. Bases 107 to 277 code for a protein of 56 amino acids. The transcript is spliced from 2 exons.